Messenger RNA from Exserohilum turcica Et28A, 216 nucleotides. RefSeq lists its product as uncharacterized. The record is from RefSeq and is a predicted model, not a curated record. The transcript has a single exon. Bases 1 to 216 code for a protein of 71 amino acids. Lineage: Eukaryota; Fungi; Ascomycota; Dothideomycetes; Pleosporales; Pleosporaceae.
AUGCCCGAAAACGACUUCCGCCUGCUCACCCUCGAUUGCGGCGGCGUCUGCGGCCUGUCGACGCUUCAGAUCAUGAAGCAGUUGAUGGACACCAUCGAUCCGGACUCACCACCGAAGCCUUGCGACUGCUUUGAUAUUAUCAGAGGCACCAGCACUGGCGGGUGUACAGUGAUUGCCCUGCCGAAUGCAUCCCUAACGAGAAGCACAGGCUUAUAG